AUGCCUCUUUUUGGCGGCGGCAGCAAAGCUGACGACCCCUUCUACCACCGCAAACCUGUCCCUGAUGAGUUCAUUCAAGAUGUCGCUCCUUCUGGCCUAAGCGCACAGGAAGAAUGGGCCAAUCGAGAGCGCAAAAUGUCCAUCAAUGGCGUCGACAUUCGAAAGUUCAGCAACAGUCGAAGCUCCGGCAUGGAACCGCAAGACGAUCCUUACUACGGCCGCAAGUCCGUGACCAAAGCCGAGAUCGAUGGUGUAGCCCCCAGUGGCAUGACUGAAGAGGAGGAAUACGCGAACCGCGAGAGAAAGAUGAGCGUCAACGGCGUCGACCUCCGCAAGUUCAGCUUAACCCCAAACGGGGGAUUCAAGCCUCAGAACGAUCCAUACUACGCCCGCAAGGCGGUCGACAAGGCACAGACAAAAGGAAUCGCCGAGACAGACAACACCCCCGCGCAGGACUACGCCGUGCGAGAGCGCAAGAUGAGCGCCGUCAACUUCAGCAGCGACCCUUUCCAGCUCAUAACCGGCACCGGCCACCGCCAAUCCGUCUCCACCGCCUCAGCACUCAACACCGCCACCGCCGCCACCGAGCGCCGCCGCAGCUCCGCCAUCGCGCCCGACGCCGCCAAAGCCGCCGCCGCACACCACCAUUCCGGCUACGACGGCCAGCACCUCGAGCCCAUCCAGUCGCGCGUGGAUGGCGAGUCCAGCACCACAGGAAUCAGCCAUGGUGAGAGCAGCACCACCACGGGCGUCAGCCACGGCGGCGAGAGCAGCACGUUCGGCAUCAAUCAAGGCGAGAGCAGCUCCUUUGGCUUCAAUCAUGCUGGGAGCAGCAGCGGCAUCAAUGGUGCCGGUGUAGGUGCCGGCACCGGUACGGGUACUGGAGGGUUCGGAGACGGUUUUGCGUCCGCUCACCACCAGACCACGACGACGGGGAGCGGCGCGGUGAACGAGCCGUUGGAUUUGGCGCCUGAUCAGAGGGCCUGA
Cyphellophora europaea CBS 101466 is the source of this 987-nucleotide messenger RNA. RefSeq lists its product as uncharacterized. The transcript is spliced from 4 exons. The record is from RefSeq and is a predicted model, not a curated record. Lineage: Eukaryota; Fungi; Ascomycota; Eurotiomycetes; Chaetothyriales; Cyphellophoraceae. Bases 1 to 987 code for a protein of 328 amino acids.